Messenger RNA from Zeugodacus cucurbitae (melon fly), 952 nucleotides. RefSeq lists its product as uncharacterized. The transcript is spliced from 2 exons. The record is from RefSeq and is a predicted model, not a curated record. Lineage: Eukaryota; Metazoa; Arthropoda; Insecta; Diptera; Tephritidae. Bases 219 to 740 code for a protein of 173 amino acids.
AUUGCCAUAUAUUGAAAAAGUUAGUUAGUUUAUUUUUUUUUUAAUUUGAUCGUUUGGUACGCAUAUAAAGCACAUUAUUGUGAAUAGUAACUGGAAAUAACCGUUUUUGAACAAAAACAAUUUUGAAAGCAUUUUUACGUGGAUGGAUGUCUGCAUUGCGCUAGAAUAUCUUCGGGAAAUCUGCGUUUUUUUUCACAAACUGUUUAUUAUUGCGAAUUAUGAAUUGUUCACAAUUACAAAAGCCACAAUCCCAUGUAGAAACACAAAACUGGAGUCAACUGGAGUGGACAUCAAUAAUUAAUACAACUAAUACAGUCGGUUUGUCCAGAAAGCAAAGGAAACGUUUACGUCAACGUGAAAGAGAAGCUCAGUGCGCUGCAAUUAUUAUGGCAGUUAAUAAAAUUAAACCUGAGGUUAAAGCCUUGCCCGACAAGAAAUCUAUCGAAAACGACACAAAUAUUCCGCAGAUACCUGCACUGUCGGGUAUGCUGUACGAUCUAGCCGUAAAAUUUCGCACCGAGAUAUGCUUAUUGCAAAUGCUCAUAGAAUCGGAGUCACCACAAAAUGUUAAAAUAAAUAAAAAACUUGCGAACGAAUUUAUUGUUGCGGAAAUAACAUUAACGAAUAAUAGUCCAAUAACAAAAGAAGCAUUUCAAUUUAUGCGUUCGGUGAUACUCAACACAAUUGAAAAAUAUCAAAAACAGAAAAACACAACACCUCUUCUACAGCAUGAAUCAUAACAACACAUUCAUAAACAUACUUUGUGAAGAUGCUUCUGCAUUUGGGUGUUUGCAGGACUGCGUUGGGCAGCGUGUCAUUAUAUCCUUUACAGGCAAGUGCUGGCCGCUUGUAUUGUUAUAGUGUAAUAUAUACAGGCAUUAUAAACGAUCCAAUGAAAUUUUUGCUGCAAAUCCGUUUGCACAUGCCAAAAUUGCGAACUGAUCACUGGAUU